This is a messenger RNA of Lachancea fermentati, 1641 nucleotides long. The record is from the annotation of a GenBank genome assembly. NCBI's taxonomy places the organism in Eukaryota, Fungi, Ascomycota, Saccharomycetes, Saccharomycetales, Saccharomycetaceae.
AUGAGUUUCUCUGACGACGAAGACUUUAACGACAUAUAUGGCGAUGACUCGAACGCCACCACUACGACAGCGACUACGGCAGGUGAACCUGUCAAGGACGUUGCUGAAGCCAAGAGCGAGGAGAGCAAGCCAACGGAGUCUGGUAGUGCCACGGACGCUUCUAAGGGGGACGCCAAAUCUGCUACAGAAUCUUCCACCUCGGGCGUCACUGCGACCAGCACUACAACUGCUGCCGAACCAGCGGCCGGCCAAACCUCACAACUAGAUCAGUUGGCUGCUCUGCAGGCGCUAUCUUCUAACUUGAGUCAGCUGCAGCAAGCUGCAACUGGAAACGCUUCUAAGGAGCCGGCUGCGGCCAGUCCACCAGCCAUGCCAAACAUGCCAAACAUGCCAAGCAUGCCAAGUAUGCCAGGUAUGCCUAGUAUGCCUAACAUGCCAAAUAUGCCUAAUAUGCAGCAACAAUGGCAACAGCUUCAGCAGCUACAGCAGUCCAUGCCUCAAUUCCAACAAUCUGGCUCUUCCGCAGCCGCAGCCGCAGCCGCCGCCGCCGCUGUGGACAGGAAAGCAGAUCUUUCUCGUGAUAUUUGUAAGAUGUUUAUCGGUGGUUUGAACUGGGAAACCACUGAAGACAACUUGAGAGAUUAUUUCUCUAAAUAUGGUACUGUUACCGAUCUUAAGAUUAUGAGAGACAAUGCCACUGGUAGAUCCAGAGGUUUUGGAUUUUUAACCUUCGCAGAGGCGUCUAGCGUAGAUGAGGUUGUAAAGACACAGCAUAUCCUUGACGGGAAAGUUAUCGAUCCAAAGAGAGCUAUUCCAAGAGAGGAGCAAGAUAAAACUGGAAAAAUCUUUGUUGGUGGUAUCGGUCCGGACGUCAGACCAAAAGAAUUUGAGGAAUUUUUCUCCCAAUGGGGUACAAUCAUUGAUGCCCAGCUGAUGCUGGACAAAGAUACCGGUAGGUCGAGAGGUUUUGGUUUCAUUACCUAUGAUACUCCAGAUGCAGUUGACAAGGUCUGUGAAAAUAAGUUCAUCGAAUUUAAGGGUAAGAGAAUUGAAAUCAAAAGAGCCGAGCCAAGACAUCUACAAAAACAACAGCAACAAAAAACACAAACCGCUUUCAAUCCCUCGCAAUUCAACAUGUUUCAGAAUCCCAUGAUGGGGGGUUUCAAUCCGAUGUUCAAUCCCCAAGCCAUGGCAGAUUAUUACACUAAAAUGCAAGAAUACUAUGCACAGAUGCAACAACAGACAGGCGUUGACUAUUCACAGAUGUAUCAGCAACAAAUGCAACAAAUGCAACAAAUGAUGACUGGUAUGAUGCCCAACAUGGGUGCAAUGCCUUCGGCUUCAUCGCAAACGGAUAGUACCAAUCAAGAAGCUUCAGAAGUACCCACCAUAGGAUCCGAGGAGAAAAAUGAAGAGAGUGCUGAAGAUGAAAGGGAUGCGGACAGAAGAGUAUCUUCUCCACCCACAAAUGCUCCAAGGGGCCCUAGAUCAGGUGGUUCUCGUGAGAAUGGAGGUUAUCGUAAUCGCGAUCGCGAUCGCGAUCGCAAUGGCUACCGCAACAGAGAUCGUAAUGGUUUCCGUGGAGGUCGUAGUGGCUAUUCCAGACGUAAUAACAAUGGCUACCACCCAUAUUCAAGAUGA